This is a messenger RNA of Phoenix dactylifera (date palm), 1022 nucleotides long. Its product is annotated as ubiquitin-ribosomal protein eS31 fusion protein-like. The record is from RefSeq and is a predicted model, not a curated record. Gene Ontology annotation, cellular component: ribosome. Lineage: Eukaryota; Viridiplantae; Streptophyta; Magnoliopsida; Arecales; Arecaceae. Gene Ontology annotation, molecular function: structural constituent of ribosome; protein binding. Gene Ontology annotation, biological process: translation.
GAAACCCUAACCCAGCUCCCGAAUCCCCUCCCUCCAUACACCGCGCCCGCUUCUGCCGUCUUUGCCUGAACCCUAACCAUAUCCGCCGCUUCCCCCGCCGCGCCGCCGUCACCAUGCAGAUCUUCGUGAAGACCCUCACGGGGAAGACUAUCACCCUUGAGGUGGAGUCUUCCGACACCAUCGACAAUGUCAAGACCAAGAUCCAGGACAAGGAGGGCAUCCCUCCGGACCAGCAGCGCCUCAUCUUCGCCGGAAAGCAGCUCGAGGACGGCCGGACCCUCGCUGACUACAACAUACAGAAGGAGUCCACCCUCCAUCUCGUCCUCCGCCUCCGCGGCGGCGCCAAGAAACGCAAGAAGAAGACAUACACCAAGCCAAAGAAAAUCAAGCACAAGAAGAAGAAGGUCAAGCUUGCCGUGCUCCAGUUCUACAAAGUGGACGACUCCGGCAAGGUCACCCGCCUCAGGAAGGAGUGCCCCAACGUCGAGUGCGGCGCCGGGACCUUCAUGGCCAAUCACUUCGAUCGCCACUACUGCGGCAAGUGCGGCCUGACCUAUGUCUACCAGAAAGCCGGAGGCGAGUGGCAGUUAAGUUGGUCAUAAACAGAAUGAAAUUUGAGCAAUGUGGUGCUUAGCUAUCGUGCCCUUGUCUAAUUAAGUGGCCUUGGGCAUCCAUUUGAUAGCAAAAUGUACAUUUUGUCUGAUGCAGAAAAAGAAACUUUUUUAGGCCCUUAGGGGGCCUUGUACUUGUCUUCCUGUUAGGCUAGCUUGAUUUGAAUUGGAUGGGAGCUCAUUGAGAAGCUUGAUUUUUUGAUGCAAGUAGCACGGAGCACUGUGAGUCUGGAAUCUUUUGCAAGCUUAAGGUUUUUUUCUUCUUAUUAUUGUAAAAUAACUAGUAUUGAUGCAUGAUGAUGCUAAGUUGUUUGAUACAAAUUUGUUGUGCUGUGUAAAUGUAAAGUUGCUCAUUUGACUCAUGAGUUGCGUUCCGUACCAGGACUAAUAGGCAUGUUCUUGUUUAAUGUU